CUCUGCCUUGACGCUCUCUUCCUCUGCACCUCAUCCAAGACACAGGAGGCCUUCCAUCAGCACUCAGAAUGUCCAAGGAGCCCACUUCCAACCUGGAAAGCGCCAUGCAGAUGUUGAUCAAAACCUUCCACAAGUACUCGGGGAAGGAAGGCGACAAGUACACGCUCAGCCGGGGGGAGCUGAAGGAGCUGCUGCUGGAGGAGCUGGGGAGUUACUUAGGGAACUCCAAAGAUAACGAGGCGGUGGAGAAGGUCAUGAACGACUUGGACGCCAACAACGACGGCGAGGUGGACUUCACCGAGUUCAUCAUCCUGAUGGGCGCCUUGACGGUGGCCUGCAACGACUUCUUCCUGGAGUUCAAGACGGACGACAAGCCCAAGGGCAGCGAGGCGGCGCAGUAG
Messenger RNA from Nerophis lumbriciformis (worm pipefish), 401 nucleotides. RefSeq names its product S100 calcium binding protein S (gene s100s). Lineage: Eukaryota; Metazoa; Chordata; Actinopteri; Syngnathiformes; Syngnathidae. The record is from RefSeq and is a predicted model, not a curated record. Gene Ontology annotation, molecular function: calcium-dependent protein binding; calcium ion binding. Gene Ontology annotation, cellular component: cytoplasm.